Didymella exigua CBS 183.55 is the source of this 1235-nucleotide messenger RNA. Its product is annotated as 50S ribosomal protein L1. The transcript has 2 exons. The record is from RefSeq and is a predicted model, not a curated record. Lineage: Eukaryota; Fungi; Ascomycota; Dothideomycetes; Pleosporales; Didymellaceae. The coding region runs from base 127 to 1008 and encodes 293 amino acids.
CGGCGAUGGCCAGGUCUCCGGAUCUGAAGGCGCUUGCCAAGACCGGCAACGCCGACUGGCCGAGCCAUGGUGAAUCUUUUGGAGCCUCACAACGCGCCGGCCACCAGCAACAGCAACGCCGCGACAAUGGCCGCCCCACGAACGCUCGCUGCGUCCCUCGGCGCGACACGGCUCGCUGCAUCCUCGCUGUCGACGCUCCGUCCCGACGUGUGUCGCUUCGCCACAGCCUCGUACCAGACCGUCCGAUGCGCCGUCACAUCCAAGACACAACCGGCCAAGAAGAAAAAGGUGCGCAACGUGUACCGGCAGUAUGACCUGAGCAAGACGGAGCAGUUCGCCCUCGUCGACGCAAUGCACUACAUCCGCGCGUUCGAAGUCGGGCAGAACCCGUCGUCGGUCAAGUACGAGCUGCACGUGCGGAUGCGCAGCCUCAAGAACGGCCCCGUGGUGCGCAACCAGAUACGGCUGCCGCACCCGGUCAAGACGGAUCUGCGCCUCUGCGUGAUUGCGCCGCCGGACUCGAAGCACGCGCAGGAGGCGCGGGCCGCGGGCGCGACGCUGGUCGGCGAGGACGACGUGUUUGAGCAGAUCCGCGGGGGCGACAUCGAGUUCGACAGGUGCAUCUGCCACAUCGACUCGCUGCAGAAGCUGAACAAGGCGGGGCUGGGGCGGGUGCUCGGUCCCAAGGGGCUCAUGCCGAGCACCAAGGCCGGCACGGUGGUGACGAACAUUGGGGCUACGGUCAGAACCAUGGUGGACGGCAGCGAGUACAGGGAAAAAAUGGCCGUGGUCCGUCUGGCGAUUGGACGGCUGGGCUUCACACCCGCGGAAUUGCAGGAGAACAUCAAGUUGUUCAUGGACACAUUGAAGAAGGACAUGGCGCGCGUCGUGUCCAAGGAGGUGCACGAAGUGGUCCUCAGCUCCACAAAUUCGCCCGGCUUCACGCUGAACGGCGAGUUCAAGGGCCCCAGCUCGAUAUCCCCGGCCCUGCUCAGCGGCCCCCUGUAGGGUCGUGUAGCCCAGCGGCCUCUUGUAGGGUCGUGUAGCCCAGCGGCCCCUUGUAGGAUCGUGUAGCCCAGCGGCCCCUUGUAGGGUCGUGUAGCUCAGCGGCCCCUUGUAGGAUCGUGUAGCUUUACGCUGUGCAAAAAUGUACCAUAUGAACGUAAAUGUACCAUGUAGCGCCGCCGAAACGUAUCGUGACCGCCGCCGAAACGUAUCGUGACCGCCGCUGAAAU